AUGCGACAAACACGACUGGACAAUUCAGAGCAAAGAGGCAAGUUCUGGGACAAGCCUAAGGUGGCGGACGUCACGCCCUCGCGGACCGGACAGCACAGGAGGUGGUGGGAGGUGCAGACCGCCUGGGCCGCAGCCAGCUUCCCGGGCCGGAAGUGCCUCGCGUCGCUACGGCUACAGCUGACCAGCGGGGCAGAGGAGCUGCAAAGCCAAGCCCAGUUCCGGGGCGUGAGCAGCUUCGCAGCCGUCCGCCAGGUGCGCGGGCCCGCCGCGACCUCAGACUCGGGAAGCGCGGAGCGGAGCUCGCUCUCGUCCUCUGGGUAUCUGAGGUCACAGCAAACCAGAACUCCAGAAUACCAACAAACAGGUGAAUUGUAUCCCACUUGUGGGUCUGGAGAGAGUGAAGAAGACAUUACAGUCCAGAAAGAGACGAUGGCUAUUGACUGCAUGUCUUUUCCUGAAGAGAAAUUAGCUCAGUCCAAGAAGAAAGUAGCUCAACUGAUUAAGGAAAAAAUGAAUACCCAAGCAAACAGGGAGCUGAUGCGAUGUGUCAUCCUCUCUCAGAUUAUUUUUGGACAGGAAUACUGGAGAUACUCACAGGCUUUGACCAACCUGGCUUAUGGCUACCUGACACUCAGAGACCUCCCAGCCUAAGCCAAGAAACAUGCUGAAUCUGCCAAGAGCACACUCUUGACCUGGAAGGGAAAAACAGUCAAGGAGAAAAAGGAAAUCCUAGAAGCUCUGGUCAUGUUCUACUAUACUUUGGGGGUGGCCUGGCUGCUACAGAACCAUGGCAGAGAGGCCUAUUUGAACCUGCAGAAGGCAGACAGAAACAUAAAUGAGCUGAAAGAAUUGAACAAGGAAGAUGUUUGUGGAUUACAGAUCUCAGAGAAAGACCUUACAAUUGCAUUGGGCAGAGCCUCCCUGGCUAUCCACAGGUUGAACCUAGCUCUGGCAUAUUUUGAAAAGGCAGUUGGCAUUGUUAUUGCUGCCAAGGGUGAUGGCACAUCAGAUCUGAUCAAACUGUAUAAGGAGAUUGCUUAAAUAGAGCAGUUGAGGAGGAACCACAAGCAGGCCAUCCAGUACUUGAAACAGGCUUACUCUAUAUGUGUUUCUUCCUUCACUGAAAUCAGCCCCCAAACUGCAGAGGCAGGCACAUUAUUAGCCACUUAUGCCAUGUCUGGAGAGCCCCAGCACAAGGAUGCUGUUGAGGUAUAUUUUGUAAAAAGUAUCAAUGCAUUUCAAGCAACACUGGGCACAAAGAAUUGUGCAACAUUGACCACCAUUGAAGAAUUUUGCAAAUGGCUUGCCCAAAUUGGAAAAAAAACAGGUAAAUAUGAGGCUUACAGAUGGAAAAAGGCUUCCCUGAAGUCCCAGGUCAUCAGCUAUGGUGACUGUAGUGAAAAAGUAGCUGAAACUUUUUAUAACACGGGCAGGAUCUGCUUUGCCAAAGGAGAAUUCAGAAAGGCAAUUCACCUGCUAAGGAAGUGCCUGAUGAUUCAAAUACUUAUAUAUGGAAGUGAUCAUAGUAAAAGCAGAGAGACAAAAAGCCUUCUUACCCUAAUACAGAGGGCAAGUAAGAGUGCAUCAAGAUGGAGCAGAGAAGCCAUUCCAGGAAGAAGGAACUCCGCUUGCAAAGGCACAGAGGCAUGACAGAGGGGCACAUGUGGAAGGAAUGGUCUUCUGCUAUGAGUAAAGAGAAAACUUUAUACAAAGUAGUUGACAAUAAAGGCAACAUCAUUGGCAAUAAAAAUUAUAGACUACGAAAUACAUUAAUGUGGGCAGCAGUGACAGAGCAAAAGCAGAAGAGUACUAAGGACUCUAGAGGGAAAGUCCAUGUAGCAGCCCCAUUCCAGGUAAAAAACAAAUAAGUACUAGAUACCAGGGUCUCCACCCAGAAAUUGGGGGGAGGGGUGCAUAUAUUU
Molecule: messenger RNA, 1922 nt
Organism: Fukomys damarensis (Damara mole-rat)
Lineage: Eukaryota; Metazoa; Chordata; Mammalia; Rodentia; Bathyergidae
Gene: Ttc23l
Product: tetratricopeptide repeat domain 23 like
Molecular function (GO): protein binding
Source: RefSeq, a predicted model, not a curated record